AUGACACAAGUUAUCAAUGAGCCAACACACUUUACUGAAUCUUCUCAGUCUCUUAUUGAUAUCUUUCUUGUAUCAUCGACAUGCGAGGUGAUUGGUGUAGGUGAACCGUUUCUUGCCCAAAAUCUCGUAUCUAUUUAUAACACAUUCUGUCAAGCUCUUGAUGUUGGUAAAGAAGUUCGUGCCGUCUUCUGUGAUAUUUCUAAGGCGUUUGAUCGUGUAUGGCAUCGAGGUCUAUUGUAUAAACUUAAGUUGACUGGUGUAGCAGAUCAAUUACUUGAUUGGUUCUGUGAUUAUUUGUCAGAGAGGAAACAGAGAGUCGGAUUUACAUUUCUUUUUCUUUUAUCAAAUUUCUACAGACUAGAAGUUGUAAUAAAUAUUCUACCUGUGACAGAAUUUUUUGCUUUCAGGUAUCGGAAGAUAUGUGUUCCGUUAGGACGACAGAUAUCCAGACAAAUGGCAAAAGUGUUGUGCCUAAUAGUCAUCUUUGUUGCUGUACUAAUAUCAUGGCCGGCGCCCGUACUAUACGGGAUUGCCACUGUUAACACGUCAGAUCCAAACAUAACAGGUACAAGGUGUUACACAGAAGAUAAAGAACUUUAUGAUACAUAUCAAGGCUUCUUCAACGGAUUACUGAUUCUAGUUGUAAUGAUCUGCUUUUUUGUUCUUGUUGUGUUGUACACAUUAACAUGGCGGGCUAUUGUCAAACAAAGUAGACUGAAUCAACCAAAAAUUAAUGAACGACCACAAAGGUCGUUGUAUAAAGAGGAAGGCAUUCCUAACGAUACAAUAAAUGAAUUUCCAGACCCAGACGCCUUAUCGGAAAAUACUACAAAUGAAGACACAACUAUGAAAAUUGAGAUCUUUAUGAUUGAAAACAGUAAUGAAGUGUCAAAUAGCGAAAAGGCAAAGAACAAGCGAAAGCAAGAAAGGUCAAGAAAAACUACCGUCAUUUUUCUGGUAAUCACAGCCGUGUUUUUUAUCAGUUAUUUUCCCCAUCUUGCAUUGAAAUUAGUUACCUUUACUAACAAAGAUUUUGUUUCUCAACUAUCAUAUACAGGGAAGGUAGUUUACAAUACAUUCAUUUGGUGUUUCUUUAUCAAUAACACGAUCAACAGUUUUGUUUAUGGAUUCUUUGACUUACGAUUUAGAAGUGAAAUAAUAAGUAUUUACACUGAAUUAUUCAAUCUGGCUAGACGCUGUGUAGGAGUAUGAAUGUCUUCAUGGUUUAAUAAACACAUAUAGUUCCAUUUUGUCUCGGUAACAUAAUAAGUAGCAAGUUAAAAAAAGCAAAGUUGUUAUCUAUAAUUUAUCCGUUUUUACUAGCCUGUGUAUGUGUGAAAAAGGAAAUCGUUGCUUGGAACGAUGUUUUUAAUACUUUAAUUUAAAUUAUAUGUCUUA
Messenger RNA from Ruditapes philippinarum (Manila clam), 1398 nucleotides. RefSeq lists its product as uncharacterized. Gene Ontology annotation, molecular function: neuropeptide receptor activity. The record is from RefSeq and is a predicted model, not a curated record. NCBI's taxonomy places the organism in Eukaryota, Metazoa, Mollusca, Bivalvia, Venerida, Veneridae. Gene Ontology annotation, biological process: neuropeptide signaling pathway. Bases 1 to 1212 code for a protein of 403 amino acids. The transcript has 3 exons. Gene Ontology annotation, cellular component: membrane.